Molecule: messenger RNA, 1276 nt
Organism: Hevea brasiliensis (rubber tree)
Lineage: Eukaryota; Viridiplantae; Streptophyta; Magnoliopsida; Malpighiales; Euphorbiaceae
Product: protein PLANT CADMIUM RESISTANCE 8
Exons: 5
Coding region: 192-1025 (277 amino acids)
Source: RefSeq, a predicted model, not a curated record
CCCACAGUAACUCGUCUUCACUGUCUAUGGCUUGAUUUGUCUGCUUCAAGUUCUUUGACAAAGAAAACUGCAGGUGUACCGUUUUGAAACAAGUCCUGAAGAUCACAUAAGACCAGUUAUAGUUGAUACAACCAAUGCGUCGAGGAUACUGAAGAUAGCUCAGGAGUUGAUUUAUUUCUUUAGUUGAUCAGAUGGGUGGGCAUGAAAUCACUGAGGAGCUCAACGAAGCAUUACAAUCAGAUCAGCCUGCAAACACCACAACAGCGAGUCUGCCUGGAACCAAUCAACCUGAGACUCAAGAUUCUUCCACUAGCUUGUUAGAUGUUGAUCUAAUGAUUGGACAUCCCUGGACGACAGGAUUGUUCGAUUGUCCUCAAGAUCAAAGAAAUGCCAUUGUUACAGCAUUUCUUCCUUGUGUAACUUUUGGACAGAUAGCAGAAGUAUUGGAUGAAGGAAAAUCUACUUGUGGCUGUAGGAGUUCCUGUUACUUCUUGCUGAUGCUUGCUUCAUACUCUCAAUGGAUUUUGAGUACGGAGUACAGAACCAAGCAGAGAAAGAAGUUCAACUUGGAAGAAGCUCCCUAUACAGAUGUGGCAUCUCAUAUUUUUUGUCCAUGUUGUUCCCUUUGCCAGGAGUUCAGAGAGCUUAAAAGCAGAGGACUUGACCCUGCUUUAGAGGGGAACCAACUCCAAACUCUGGAUGACAAAUCCAUCUACAUUGGCAACGACGGGCUCUGUGGAUCUCCACUAAGAAGUUGUGAAGAAGAGCAACCUCAACGUCCGGAGCAUGUUGAAAAAAAAGCUGUGAAGAAGUCUGAAAUGCUCUGGUUUUACUGUGGCUUGGGAGUAGGUUUCAUGGCAGGAUUUGUGGGAGUUUGUAGCACUUUAUACUUCAAAGAUUCUUGGAGGCAUGCAUACUUCAGAUUAAUCGAAAACAUCUACAACAAGCUCUGGGUAAUAGUUGUGAUAAGCAAAAAUCAGCUGCAGAGAAAGCUCCGUGGAGAUGAACAUGGAGGGCAAAUGUGAUGAGAAGGACUUCAAAGCUAUCAAUAAAGCUCUGCUCAGAGUCGGACGAGCUGCAGGUUGACUGUCAACCGUGCUAUUGUGAAUUGUUGCUGUUACUUUCUUGCCUUAAAACUCAGGACUAUAACAUGGGCUCGUCCAAUGUAUUUGGGCCUACUAGCCCACCUUUUUAAUUCUACCUUGCCUGUUGUUGUAAUUUAUAUAAAAAAAACUAUAUAUUAAUAAAUUUUAAGAUUAAAAAUUAAAAAAAAAAA